AUGGGAAAGCUUAGAGCCAAAUCCGAUUAUGAAAGUCUCAGGAACGCUCGCAUCUUAGAGAACCAGGCUCGAUUAGCCUCUCUGGGAGUGCACAACACCAUCUCCGAGCUCCGGUCGAUUGUUUCGUCUGCAAAACCAGGGAAAAUCGAGGUCAGAAAAUGGCAAAAGAAAGAAUACGACAUCAGGCCUUUGCGCCGCUCCAAUCGUUUCAAACGAAUUCGUACUGCGUCAACUCACACUGGCAAGUUUUUGCGUCGCUCUAACCGGCUCAGAGCCAGAGUUAAAAUAGGAAAGGUGAUUGACUAUGAAGAGAGUGAAGAAGGGAGAAAUUCUUCUUCGGGCGAAGGGAAUGAAAAAAGGCCUGCAAAUGCUCAAUCGGGGACUAUAUAUGGUGGGAGGCAUCAAUUAUCGCCUGAGGAUUCUGCUCGGCGCUGCCGUCGCAAGGAGGGGAGGGGCAGUGUUUACAACCCUGUUUUUGGAAUUUGCUGCCAUUUCUGCAGGCAAAAGACAUUGUGCGCUGAGGAAGAUUGCAAGCGAUGUGCUAAUCUUGAUGUAAAUCAGCCCUGCAUAGGGAAGACAGAUUGUUCAGUUUGUCACUCUAACAAUGGUGUUCUGUGUCGGGCUUGUCUCAAGGUUAGGUAUGGUGAAGAACUGGAGGAGGUAAGAGAAAAUAAGGAAUGGAUGUGCCCUCACUGCAUAGAAGAAAAAGGAAUCAACCCUUAUUGGAUAUGUAAUAGUUCACUGUGCUUGAAGAAUCGAAAGAUGGCUCCAACUGGAAUAGCAAUUUACAGAGCUCGGGAGCUGGGAUACAAGUCAGUUGCACAUCUGCUGAUGGAUGAGCUUCAGCGUGGAGAUCCUUCGAGAUUGGGAUGCAGCAAGUGA
Messenger RNA from Durio zibethinus, 882 nucleotides. The record is from RefSeq and is a predicted model, not a curated record. Lineage: Eukaryota; Viridiplantae; Streptophyta; Magnoliopsida; Malvales; Malvaceae.